Molecule: messenger RNA, 2668 nt
Organism: Nerophis lumbriciformis (worm pipefish)
Lineage: Eukaryota; Metazoa; Chordata; Actinopteri; Syngnathiformes; Syngnathidae
Source: RefSeq, a predicted model, not a curated record
GACGUUAUUGCAGUCGUCACAGUUAAGUGUUCUUAAUCUGUGCGUCCAUGUACACAUAUAUGUCCUUUAUUACACUCUAUUAAAUAGAGUAAACAUUGUUAAUAACUGUUUGCAUCCGGUUAUAUUAGUCUGAGCGCACAUUGAUGCUUCUCGAGCUAGCUUAGCGUGCUAGUUAGCUUAGCUUGUUAGCUGCUAACAAAGAGAGGCGGAAGUGAUGAAAACACAUCGCUAAGCAGAGAUCAAGUGUGAGUGUAAAGUGUUGUGAUUGUGUGAAAAUGUGCGAAAGAACGAUAGCAGAGUACGAGGAGGAACUUUGUCCAACAAAAGAGGAGAAGGAGCGACAACAACAAAAACAUCAAGUUGUGUUACACAGAACAGACGUCUGUGAAGAACAUUUUCACCCUGAGCAACAGAAGUGGAGCUUCAGGAUGCGGACGGAGGAGCCACAGCCCUCCCACAUUAAGAAGGAAAAUGAAUGCCCAUUGAUCCACCAUUUUAAAAAGGAAGAGGAGGACCCACUGAUCCCUCACAUUAAAGAGGAAGAGGAGAACCCACUGACACCCCAUUUUAAAGAGGAAGAGAAGGACCCACUGACCCCUCACAUUAAAGAGGAAGAGGAGGAACACAGCAUCAGCCAGCAGGGAGAUCAUCUUGAAGGACUGGAGGAGGUUGAUGUCACCAAGAUGCCAGUGACUGGUGUCCCUGUGAAGAGUGAAGGUGAUGAGGUCAAAGGUGAGAGUGAGGAGAAGAGAGAGGCGGAGCCUCCAAGCAGCAGCUCAACUCAACACAUGACAACAGAAGCUGAUGGAGACCACUGUGGAGGAUCACAAGCAGACAAGCUCUUAGCUCCACUAUCAGAUAGUGAGGACACAACGUCACACUCUCCUGACACUGAUGAUGAAGACUCUAAAGAUGAUAAGACAUGUCACACUGACAACACACACUUCUCAUGUUCUCACUGUGACAAAACUUUUAAAACUCCUAGUAAAUUGAAAAGACACAUGAGAACACACACUGGAGAAAAACCUUUUUCGUGUUCAAUCUGCGGUAAAGAUUUUACUCAUAAGCACGAUUUGAAAAGACACAUGGGAAUACACACUGGAGAAAAACCUUUUACCUGCUCAGAAUGCGGUAAAGAUUUUAGUCUAAAACGAGUGCUGAUAGAACAUAUGAGAAUACACACUGGAGAAAAACCUUUUACCUGCUCAGAAUGCAGUAGAGAUUUUAGACUAAAACAAAUGCUGAAAGAACACAUGAGAAUACACACUGGAGAAAAACCAUUCAUGUGCUCAAUUUGUAGUAAAGGUUUCCCCCAGAAGGGAAAUCUGAUACGACACACAAAAACACACACUGGAGAAAAACCUUUUUCAUGUUCAAUCUGUGGUAAAGAUUUUAUUCAAAGGGAACAUUUCAAAGCACACAUGAGAAGACACACUGGGGAAAGACCUUUUUCAUGUUCAAUCUGCGGUACAGAUUUUACACGAAGGGAACAUUUCAAAGAACACAUGAUAAUACACACUGGAGAAAAACCUUUUACCUGCUCAGAAUGUGGUAACGCUUUUGGACGAAGAAGCAGUUUGAAAGCACACAUGAGAAUACACACUGGAGAAAAAAAAAAUUCUUGUUCAAUCUGCGGGAAAGGUUUUGUAAGAAGUCAGUGUUUAAAAGAACACAUGAGAACACACACUGGAGAAAAACCUUUUUCCUGCUUAGAAUGUGGUAAAGCUUUUAUACGAAGAAGCCUUAUGAAAGUACACAUGAGAAUACACACUGGAGAAAAACCUUUUUCCUGCUCAAAAUGUGGUAAAAGUUUUAUAAUAAGUCAAAGUUUAAAAAAUCACAUGAGAACGCACUCUGGUAAAAAACCAUAUUCCUGUUCAAGCUGCUACAAAAGCUUUCGUCACAUAGACACUCUUACAGCACACAUGAGAAGACACACAGGAGAGAAAGUGUUGAGUUGCAGUGUGUGUGGUGAAAGAUUCUCUUCUAUGUACCAGUGUAAGAAACACAAGUGUGCUGGUGAGAACAGCAGCAGCAAAUGAAGAUGCAGGAUUUGAAAUAAACUGUCAAAACUUAACGUUGACCUUCUAACAAAAUCAGCACAUAGAUUCUAACAUUUAUAGAUUAGAUAUUUUAGAUUAUUGCUUUUAUCAGUCAAGUACAUGUUUUAAUAUACAACAUUGUGUACUUUUAUUUAAAAAUGAACACAACACUUUGACUGUAAAGGUGAGAAUAAAAAAAUGUGUUACAAAUACAUUUUAUGUGUGUAGAGAUAUUUAGAAAUUAUUUUGAAUGUUUAAUGAUGUUAUAGAUGAACUCCUUUAUAUGAUGUACAUUUUUGUUUUACAUGUGUUCAUACCUUUGCUUUUGAGUACACAUAAAUCCCUCUUAGUUCAUAUUUACUGGUUCACAUCUGAAACAUCUUCUGGACCACUUCUGGAAGCGUAUUAUUAUUUACUUUAUACAUUAUUUGAGCAGUUGUGUUUUAUACAAGAUAAUUUACUUUUAAAAUGUGUGACUUUAUGAAUCAUUUGUUGGGUCUCAAUAAUCUAAUUCUAUUAAUUAUCUUUAUUACUUUUUUUUGUAAUAUGAAUAUUGUUUUAUAUGUAUGUCCCUUCAUGUAAUAUGUAGAUUAGAGAAAAUGGCAACAAUAUAUGUGGAAGGUUAU